UUUUUCAAAAUUUUCAAAUGUAAAGAUAAAAGAAAGACACACACAAAUAAUAAUAAUAAUAAAGAUUUAAUUUUAAAAAAAAGAAAGACAUUUGCUCCCAUUCUCAGGUGAGCGUCAAAGGGCAAAGGAAACGAGAGAAAAAAAGAGAGGAAAAAUCAGAGCUCUUUGAAGAUUCAAACCUAAAUCGAAACCGGAGAUGGGGAAAGAUCUGAGCGAUGAUCAGAAAUCCUCCAUGAGGGAGGCCUUUACCCUCUUCGAUACCGACGGCGAUGGCCGGAUCGCCCCAUCGGAGCUCGGUAUUUUAAUGCGUUCCCUCGGCGGCAACCCCACUCAAGCCCAACUCAAAGCCAUAAUCGCCGAGGAGAAUCUCACUUCUCCUUUUGAUUUCAAUCGUUUUCUUGAUAUCAUGUCCAAGCACAUGAAACCCGAGCCCUUCGAUCGCCAGCUUCGCGAUGCCUUUAAGGUUCUCGAUAAGGACAAUACCGGCUAUGUCCGUGUGUCCGAGCUCCGACACAUUUUGACGAGUAUAGGUGAGAAGCUUGAGCCCUCCGAGUUCGAUGAGUGGAUUCGAGAAGUUGAGGUUGGAUCCGAUGGAAGUAUUCGGUAUGAGGAUUUCAUUGCUCGAAUGGUCGCUAAAUGAGGAGGGAAGUAAUGCAAAAUUUGGUUUUCUGUGCUUUUACUCUAAUGGAUUUCUUAAGUAAUUUGUGGUGAUCUCUGUUGUUGUUCUUUUCUUUCUCUUUUUCCCCUUUUCCAAUUUCUGUUAAUUGGUUUCAGAUUACAAGACUUGGUUGGAUUUUGGUGGGAUGGAUGCGGUUGAUGUUCGCAUACUUUCCCAAGUAAUGCUAAUAUUAUUUGGAAAGAUUUAGGAUUAUGAAUGAGUUGUGUCUGGAUGGAUUCGAGGUGUAUUGAAAACUGUGGUUUUCUGGGUAACUUAGAAUUUGGUGAUUUGUAUGUGUUUCUUAGUUUGAAGUGCAAAACAAAAUGAGUAGAUUCUCCCACGAUUUAGUGUCUUGCAAUGGCUGAUAUUUCUUUGGUGUCUUGAAUUUAGAGAGAUUGAGAUGGUUUCUUUGUUUAUUUUGUAAGAUUUGAAAGAUUAAUUAAUCUUCUCUUGUUUCA
Molecule: messenger RNA, 1116 nt
Organism: Cucumis sativus (cucumber)
Lineage: Eukaryota; Viridiplantae; Streptophyta; Magnoliopsida; Cucurbitales; Cucurbitaceae
Product: probable calcium-binding protein CML13
Exons: 1
Coding region: 197-640 (147 amino acids)
Cellular component (GO): myosin II complex
Molecular function (GO): calcium ion binding
Source: RefSeq, a predicted model, not a curated record